AUGGUCGUCCACGUACGCGGUUGUAAUUUCAGCACCACAGACAGCUCCCUCUCCAGCUCCAGCCUCGGCACAGACGCCACUCUGCGGGACACCCCGGGGUCCCAGAGCCCCGGCGGGCUGAGCCGGACCGGCCACACGGUGGUGGCAGUAUGCCUCGGCUUCAUUUUAGUGGCGGGAAUCCUCAACAACCUGCUCGCUCUGCUCGUUUUCGCAAAGUUUCGCUCUCUCUGGACGCCCAUCAAUCUCAUCCUGUUGAACAUCAGUCUGAGCGACAUCCUCGUUUGCGUUUUCGGGACACCCUUCAGUUUUGCUGCGAGUCUCCACGGGAGGUGGCUCAUUGGAGAGCACGGCUGCAAGUGGUACGGGUUCGCCAAUUCCCUCUUUGGGAUUGUGUCCCUGGUGUCCCUGUCUGUUCUCUCCUACGAGCGCUACACCACCGUCCUGCGGUCCUCCCAGGUUGACAUGUCAGACUACAGGAAAGCCUGGUUCUGUGUUGGAGGUUCCUGGCUCUACUCUCUCCUCUGGACACUGCCUCCCCUCCUGGGAUGGAGCAGUUACGGGCCAGAGGGACCCGGUACCACAUGCUCCGUCCAGUGGCACCUCCGCUCUCCUACCAGCGUGUCAUAUGUGCUGUGUCUCUUUAUCUUCUGUCUGCUGCUCCCCCUUCUACUCAUGGUCUACUCUUAUGGCCGAAUCCUGGUUGCAAUCAGGAGGGUGGGUAAGAUCAAUCUGCUGGCAGCUCAGCGUAGGGAGCAGCACAUUUUAGUGAUGGUUUUGUCCAUGGUGUCCUGCUACAUGCUGUGCUGGAUGCCCUAUGGCAUCAUGGCCCUGAUAGCUACCUUUGGUAGACUGGGACUGGUCACUCCCAUGGCUAGUGUGGUGCCCUCAGUCCUGGCCAAGUUCAGCACUGUCAUCAACCCCGUCAUCUACAUGUUCUUCAACAACCAGUUUUAUAGAUGCUUAGUGGCCUUGAUGAAGUGCAGUGGGGAACCCCCGUCUGUUGAAGGAGAGGAGCACCCAACCCCAAGGACUCUGCAUUCAGGUUUCUUCCCUGUACACAGACAAGCCUCUCUCAGCUCUGCGAAGCCUCAAAUCCACAGCAGCUCUAGAAACACUGCCCUCUGCAGCCGACACAAUGAACAUCCCACACUUCUUGUCCACUACACUCCGUAA
Toxotes jaculatrix (banded archerfish) is the source of this 1173-nucleotide messenger RNA. It is a transcript of the gene tmtops3a, whose product is annotated as teleost multiple tissue opsin 3a. NCBI's taxonomy places the organism in Eukaryota, Metazoa, Chordata, Actinopteri, Toxotidae. Gene Ontology annotation, biological process: G protein-coupled receptor signaling pathway; visual perception. Gene Ontology annotation, molecular function: G protein-coupled receptor activity. The transcript is spliced from 4 exons. The coding region runs from base 1 to 1173 and encodes 390 amino acids. Gene Ontology annotation, cellular component: photoreceptor outer segment; membrane. The record is from RefSeq and is a predicted model, not a curated record.